AUGUCUCUGGAUCUUGAACAGCACCUCACCUUUUAUGGUGCUUACCACCAUAACUCGGUUAAUGUCGCCAUCCACAUGGUUUGCGUCCCCCUCAUCCUCUUAUCGGGGUUCUGUAUGGCCACAUACACCGGCACUCUCAUUCCUACACCAUCUUGGAUCACUCCCCCCUAUCUGGAUCUCAACCUUGGUGUCAUUGGUGCCAGCCUUUAUUCCUUGCUCUAUCUGCUCCUAGAGCCCUUUGCGGGCUUCCUUCUGGCUCUUUUCUGCAUGGGGGGUGCAGCACUUUGCAACUACCUCCAUCAGCAAAACCCUGACACAACUUUUCAGGGUGCUCUGGCUAUCCAUGUUGUCUGCUGGAUCUUCCAGUUUAUUGGUCAUGGUAAAUAUGAAGGGCGUGCCCCUGCCUUGCUCGACAACCUCAUCCAGGCUAUCUUCCUUGCCCCUAUGUUUGUGUGGCUUGAGAUACUCUUCAAGUUCGGAUACCGACCAGAGCUCCGAUCUCGUGUCAACAAGAAAGUCCAGGUCGAGAUCGAUAAGUUCAAGUCAAAGAAUGGCAAGGCCCAAUAG
Fusarium tjaetaba is the source of this 567-nucleotide messenger RNA. RefSeq names its product DUF962 domain protein. The coding region runs from base 1 to 567 and encodes 188 amino acids. The record is from RefSeq and is a predicted model, not a curated record. The transcript is spliced from 3 exons. Gene Ontology annotation, biological process: sphingoid catabolic process. Gene Ontology annotation, cellular component: endoplasmic reticulum. Lineage: Eukaryota; Fungi; Ascomycota; Sordariomycetes; Hypocreales; Nectriaceae.